Messenger RNA from Lactuca virosa, 1035 nucleotides. Lineage: Eukaryota; Viridiplantae; Streptophyta; Magnoliopsida; Asterales; Asteraceae. The record is from the annotation of a GenBank genome assembly.
AUGGUUGCUUCAAGGAAGGAAGAGGACGGCGACCGUGGCUCCAAAGAAGGAAGAUGCCAAGAUGGUGGCUUCGGUUUAUUUUCAAAACCGGGUAUUAAGUCCAAUGAUUUGGUCUGGUGGUCGGUUGCAACGGUUUUAACUCCAAUUGCUGCCAAAAUCGGACUUCCUUUCUUACUUGUCAUGUGUGCCUUCAUGGGAAUUGGCGAGAUUAUUUCUGCUUUGAGAAAUGAACAUGGAGUUUUUCAGUGUCGUGGACCAUUCGAUAGCGAACAAGAGAUUUAUGGGGAUCUUGAGUCUAGAAAUCCAUCAAUGAUGUUACUCUAUGUGACACCAGAAUUGAUUGCCACAAUAGGAUUUAUGUUGAAGCUAACAAAACUUCAUUCUAGAGGGUUAUUGAAUCUGAUAGCUAUAGAUGAGGCACAUUGCAGUUCAACAUGGGGCCAUGAUUUUAGGCUUUUCAUAAUCAGGCCUAGCUACAGAAAGUUAGCUUUUUUGAGGAAACGCCUGCCAGAUGUACCACUAUUAGCAUUGACAGCUACUGCUGUUCCCAAGCAGAUACAGGAUGCUUUCAGUUGGGAGAAAGUAAAAACUUCUACUCCAACAUCCGAGGCUCCAUUAGUAAGAGUCUGGGAUUGUGAUUCACGUAUUGCUGAAACAGUGAAAGUUCUAAGAAGAUAUAUAAAGAUAGAUGCAGAACUUCGUUCACUUGUGGACAAAAAUGAAAUCAUAUCUGAGGUGGCAAGACAGAUUGGAGUGUGUAUUGAGCCUGAAAACUUGCAAUUGGAGUCUCCUUUGUCAAGUUUAGGGGAGUUUGAGCCCCUUUUAAGGAAAAUGGAAGAAAUAAAUAAAAUUAUAAGAGAACUAUGGCAGCAAACAUACAGAGGGCAGGAUAUUGAUUACAUUAGUAUCCAUUACGAUGUUGAAUGUGGUGCUACAAGGUCUUAUAGUUACGAGGUUGUUAUGCAAGCUGGUGAUACUGAGCUUGAAAUGCGAGAAGGUGCAGUGCAGGUCAAAAAGGUGUGUCAUCAUCUCUAA